This is a messenger RNA of Branchiostoma floridae (Florida lancelet), 1347 nucleotides long. Its product is annotated as tubulin alpha-1A chain-like. Gene Ontology annotation, biological process: microtubule cytoskeleton organization; mitotic cell cycle. Gene Ontology annotation, molecular function: structural constituent of cytoskeleton; GTP binding. Bases 469 to 1347 code for a protein of 292 amino acids. The record is from RefSeq and is a predicted model, not a curated record. Gene Ontology annotation, cellular component: cytoplasm; microtubule. Lineage: Eukaryota; Metazoa; Chordata; Leptocardii; Amphioxiformes; Branchiostomatidae. The transcript is spliced from 4 exons.
AUUAGCAUAAUUGUAUAGUGAAGGUCUUUAGUAGCAAUAUGCACGUUUUGUUCCCAAGCGACCUUCAUGACCGCAACAAACAAAACAAAACCACCAUGGAAACAGCAGUUGCCUGACGAUCGGUGUAACAAUCAUAUCUUGUCGCAUCACGGAGCCGGUUGUGUGUUCAUUGCCAUCACGGGGUGCGUUUACCCGGUUACCGUUCAAAUUGACCAAUCAGAAAUGCCUGAAUAUAUAAUUAUACAUCAUUACCUCUCGGUCACCUGAUGCAUCCUGACCAAUAGCAGACGUCUGCUUUGACGUCCCCCUGGAGACAGGGAAGCAGAAGAUAUAAAAUGUCGCGUGCAGUAAAAGUGAGCACACUGUUGACUGCGACGACUCAUCACAAGUCGAAAGUGACAAGCUUUCCGCCGGUUCAACAAGUCUUAUUUCUACGAUAGAUUUUCGUUCAGCAAACAAGAAUCCAUCAUGCGUGAAGUGAUCUCCGUCCAUGUCGGCCAGGCCGGUAUUCAAAUGGGUAACGCCUGCUGGGAGCUGUACUGCCUGGAGCACGGCAUCCAGCCGGACGGCCAGAUGCCGAGCGACAAGAACAUCGGCGGUGGGGACGACUCCUUCAACACGUUCUUCAGCGAGACCGGGGCCGGAAAGCACGUGCCUCGUGUCGUCUUCGUCGACCUGGAACCAACAGUUAUCGAUGAGGUCCGAACCGGCACCUACCGCCAGCUGUUCCACCCAGAGCAGCUCAUCAAAGGUAAGGAGGAUGCCGCCAACAACUACGCCCGCGGCCACUACACCAUCGGCAAGGAGAUCAUCGACCUCACCCUUGACCGGAUCCGGAAGCUGGCUGACCAGUGCACUGGUCUCCAAGGCUUCCUUGUCUUUCACUCCUUCGGCGGCGGCACCGGAUCCGGCUUCACCUCCCUCCUGAUGGAGCGUCUGUCUGUCGACUACGGCAAGAAGUCCAAACUGGAGUUCGCCAUCUAUCCCGCUCCUCAAGUAUCCACCUGCGUGGUGGAGCCCUACAACGCCAUCCUGACAACCCAUACGUCACUGGAGCACACCGACUGCGCCUUCAUGGUCGACAACGAGGCUAUCUACGACAUCACCCGCCGUAACCUGAACAUCGACCGGCCUACCUACACCAACCUCAACCGUCUGAUCGGCCAGAUCGUCUCCUCUAUCACCGCCUCCUUGCGGUUUGACGGUGCCCUGAACGUGGAUCUCACGGAAUUCCAGACCAACUUGGUGCCGUACCCGCGCAUCCACUUAACACUGGCUACCUACAAGUAUUCUAUAGGACGACAUCCAGUGCACGUGCAACCAUCGGUACACACGAAAACACAGUAA